ACAUAAGUCAUCAUCUUCCAAAAUCGGCGUUUAUCGCAUCAGCUUCAUCAAAAAUAAAACCUUAAACCCUAAUUCAACCGCCGUCGCCUCUGAUAAUCGCCGUGCGUAGGUUUCCGUCGAGAGAGAGAAGAUGAGAGUGAAGAGACAGAAGAAGAACAGGAGAACCGUGAGAUUCUUCACGGUCUGUUUCGGAUUCCGACAGCCCUAUAAAGUCCUUUGCGACGGUACCUUCAUCCACCAUCUUGUCACUAACGAGAUCACUCCCGCCGAUACUGCUAUCUCCGAACUCCUCGGAGGUCCCGUCAAGCUCUUCACCACCAGAUGUGUCGUUGCGGAGUUGCAGAAACUGGGUUAUGAUUUUGCGGAAUCUCUGGAGGCUGCCCAGAUGCUUAGUACAGCGACGUGUGAGCACGAGGAGGCAAAAUCAGCAGACGCGUGUUUGUCGGAUGUAAUUAGGACCAACAAUUCCGAGCAUUUCUUUCUUGGCACUCAGGACUUCGAGUUUAGGAAGAAGCUUCAACAGGAGUCUAUCGUUCCUCUUCUGUUUGGGCUAAGGAAGACUCUGCUGAUCGAUCAACCUUCUGAUUUCCAACGUGAGACAGCCAAAAGCUCUGAGAGAAAGCGGCUAAUGAUGACCGAUGCAGAAAAGAGAAUGCUUGAGAAACAGACUGCAAGAAUCUUAGCUGCUAAAAGAGGAGAAGAAACAAUUGAAGAUGAGCAAUGGGAAGCGCCUCGAGUGGUCAAUACAGGAAAUGGACUCGGUGUGAAGGAUAGACCUCAAUUCAAGCGAAAUAGAGCAAAGGGUCCAAACCCACUUUCAUGCAUGAAGAAAAAGAAAGCGAACAGUGCCGUGAAACCUCAAUCGAAAUCUAAAGCUGAAUCGAAAUCUGGUGCCCAAAAGGAAAAGAUAGAAGGUGAAAGCGUUACAAAAAAGAGGACAAGAAAACGGUCCAAGAAAGGAAAAUCUGGUCCGGAGAGUACCGAGUGAAAACUGUUGUUUCUAAUACGUCUCAGGAAUAUGAUCAUAUACCAAACACUCACCAAGAAUUUGGUGCUGUUUCUUUUUCUUUUUGUAAUUUUUCAUCCGACUCAAUUUAGUUUAAUUAUACGGCCUUUUCUUUAAUCUU
Molecule: messenger RNA, 1127 nt
Organism: Eutrema salsugineum
Lineage: Eukaryota; Viridiplantae; Streptophyta; Magnoliopsida; Brassicales; Brassicaceae
Product: rRNA-processing protein UTP23 homolog
Exons: 6
Coding region: 131-988 (285 amino acids)
Cellular component (GO): nucleolus; small-subunit processome
Molecular function (GO): small ribosomal subunit rRNA binding
Source: RefSeq, a predicted model, not a curated record